Molecule: messenger RNA, 1869 nt
Organism: Physcomitrium patens
Lineage: Eukaryota; Viridiplantae; Streptophyta; Bryopsida; Funariales; Funariaceae
Product: chaperone protein dnaJ A7A, chloroplastic
Biological process (GO): protein refolding; response to heat
Cellular component (GO): chloroplast thylakoid membrane; cytoplasm
Molecular function (GO): heat shock protein binding; ATP binding
Source: RefSeq, a predicted model, not a curated record
UGUUGAUGAUCCUCCGAGAGGAAUCCGUCUCGCACCACCGAGGUUUAAGUGUGGUGUCACAUCUAGAAAUUUGGCGUCGUCUGAGAGCUCUGUUUGUGGUUCCGUCUGCGCUCGCGUAGUGGGCUGGAGCAACCAUUCAUUGUGGUUGAACCCCAAGUAGGAAUCUGUACAUGUGGUGGUUCUAGUUGUACGUGGGAAUUUUAUUCUUCCUUCCGUAGUUGCACUAUUACGUUGUCCUUAUCUUCUUGCAAGUCCACGGUUUUCAGGUGGUUUGGAGGCAGCGCUUCUGAGAAUUCGUCUUUUGAAUAGCUAGGCGAUUUUCAUUGAAUUUUGUGAGCAAAGUAGAGUGGGAUGGCGACUUCCGUGGGGGCUGCGACGCGGAAUUUGGCCAACGCUCAACAAUUGCAGCAAAAGUCACCUCCUGUUUCAUGUAAUUCACUAGCUGUGUCUCAGGUGGUGCUUGCCCAGCCUUCCAGGGUUCGCGGUGGCUUGGUUUGUGGUUAUGCUUCAAGCACAUUCUUUGCUUCAGAAACUCCUUUUUCCUUCGUGGCUCGUCCAAUGCCAAGGCAUCACCAGCGACGAAACGGAAGCUUUGUAGUUUGCGCUGAUGCUGAUUAUUACGCAACACUUGGUGUGGCGAAAACUGCUGACAAGUCGGAGAUUAAAAGCGCUUAUCGGAAACUUGCAAGGCAAUACCAUCCAGAUGUGAACAAAGAACCUGAAGCCGAACAGAAGUUUAAAGAUAUUAGUAACGCGUAUGAGGUUCUCUCUGAUGAUGAGAAGCGAUCAAUUUAUGACAGAUUUGGUGAAGCUGGUCUUAAAGGUGCUGGAGGUGCAGGAGGGACUGGGGGUUUCAAUAAUCCCUUUGACCUUUUCGAGACAUUCUUUGGAGGAAUGGGCGGUAGAAGUUCCGCCCAGGCUCGAAACAGGCCCGUACAGGGUGACGACGAGCGCUAUGACCUACUUCUUGAUUUCAAGGAAGCCGUGUUUGGCACAGAAAAAGAUAUAGACGUGACUAGACUGGAAAGUUGCAAUACAUGUGCUGGUUCUGGAGCGAAACCCGGUACAACUCCCACUCCGUGCAGUACCUGUGGAGGUCAAGGACAAGUGAUGACUACCGCUCAAACUCCUCUAGGAAUGUUUCAGCAGGUGACAACAUGCCCAGCAUGUAAGGGUUCCGGAGAGAUUUCGACGCCAUGUUUAACGUGCUCAGGCGAUGGACGAGUAAGAAAAAGCAAACGCAUAAGCUUGAAGGUACCCGCUGGCGUUGAUUCAGGGAGCAGGCUCCGAGUUCGAUCUGAAGGAAAUGCCGGUCGCAAGGGUGGUUCUCCUGGUGACCUGUACGUCUUCAUCAAUGUAAAGUCUGACCUCGAGUUGAAGAGGGAUGGUUACAAUAUUUAUGUCUCAGCCAAGGUUUCGUAUAUAGAUGCAAUAUUAGGAACAACUGUGAAAGUGCCAACUGUAGAUGGAUUUGUAGACUUAAAAAUUCCUGCUGGUACGCAACCUGGAAGCACGUUAGUUAUGUCUAAAAGGGGCGUUCCAUUGUUGGGUAAGCCUAAUUUGCGAGGUGAUGAGCUAGUUAAGGUUGUAGUCGAGAUUCCCAAAAAGUUGAGUUCGGAGGAGAGAAAGCUUGUCGAGGAGCUUGCAGAAGUGUCGAAGCCAAAAGCUGGUAGCUCUAGGUGAUUUCUAGCUGGAACAUUCGAGAUAGAUUAAUUAGACUGUAAUACAAAGAUAUUUUGUAGUCUCAGAAUUGAGGUUAGUCGCGAAAAUUACAGGAAUUUGUUUGCAUUGCAGGAAGACCUAUGCGCUGCAGCUGGGUCUGCCUAUCUCUCCAAUUAAGAUAGAGUAUUCAAUUCUUUGUUUCCACGA